Messenger RNA from Australozyma saopauloensis, 1932 nucleotides. RefSeq names its product fumarate reductase (gene OSM2). Gene Ontology annotation, molecular function: oxidoreductase activity; heme binding; FMN binding. The transcript has a single exon. The coding region runs from base 1 to 1932 and encodes 643 amino acids. NCBI's taxonomy places the organism in Eukaryota, Fungi, Ascomycota, Pichiomycetes, Serinales, Metschnikowiaceae. The record is from RefSeq and is a predicted model, not a curated record.
AUGGCCGACCUCUUGAACCCUGUCAUCGUUGUGGGCGGCGGCUUAGCCGGGCUUUCUGCAGCCCACCAAGCAUACAACCGAGGAGCCAACGUCGUGUUGGUCGACAAAAUGGGCUUUCUCAGUGGAAACAGUGGAAAGGCCACCUCGGGCAUCAAUGGCGCGCUCACGAGAACGCAGGUUUCGUUGGAAAUCAAGGAUUCCGUGGAGCAAUUUUACCAAGACACAUUGGCUACAGCCAAGGACAGAGCAAACCCGGAACUCAUUCGCGUGUUGACCUACAACAGCGCGGACGCGGUGCACUGGCUCCAGGAGCUUUUCGGGUUGGAUUUGAGCGUGGUGUCGCGGUUGGGCGGGCAUUCGCAGCCAAGAACGCAUCGGGGCCGCGACGCCAAAUUUCCAGGCAUGGCCAUCACCUACAAGUUGCUCGAGACGCUCGAGAACUUGGCCGUGGAGGAGCCCGACAGAGUGGUCAUUUUGAAGGACACCCAGGUGGUGGAUCUCAUUGCCGCCGACGACGACAAGUCGGUGAUCCGCGGGGUCAAGUACAAGAACUUGAAACUGAAGGAGCGCGGCGAGUUGGUGGGGCCGGUGAUUCUUGCGACGGGCGGCUACGCGGCGGACUUCACCAAGAACUCGUUGUUGCGCAAGUAUCGCCCCGAUAUCGUCGAUUUGCCGUCGACCAACGGAACACAUGCGACAGGCGAUGGGCAGAAAAUCGUCAUGAAAAACUCCGGUGUGGCCAUCGAUAUGGAUAAGGUCCAGGUGCAUCCCACCGGACUCAUUGAGUACGACGAUUUGGACGCCGUCCACGGCAAGAAACAGCCGCGGUUCUUGUUUUUGGGCGCCGAGGCCCUCAGAGGCGAGGGAGGCAUCAUUCUCAACAAGAACGGCGAGCGGUUCUGCGACGAGCUCGGCACAAGAGACUAUGUCAGUGGCGAGAUCCAAAAGCAGGCCGAUUUGGGCAACGGCCCGUUCCGUCUUGUGCUCAACUCCCAGAGCGACGAACGGCUCAGUUUCCACAUCAAACACUACGCACAACGGAAGUUGAUGCGCGACAUGACGGGCGCCGAGUUGGCCAAGGAUAUGGGCCUCGACCUCUCGAAGAUCCAGGCCACUCUCGCCGACUACAACAAGGCAGCUACAGGCGCUGUGAAGGACAAGUUCGGCAAGAAGUUCUUCCCAACGACCCCAUUUGACAUGGAGAAGGGAAACACCUACCACGUCGCAUUCAUCGCGCGUGUUUUGCACUUCACCAUGGGCGGUGUCAAGAUCGACGAUCUGACUCGCGUCAUUUUCGGAGAUGGCUCCUCUGAAAAACCCUUCGACGGCCUCUACGCCGCAGGAGAAGUCGCGGGCGGCGUCCAUGGCCAUAACAGACUCGGCGGCUCGUCAUUGUUGGCCUGUGUUGUGUUUGGCCGGUUGGCGGCAGACCAGGCGACCGGAUUCUUGAUGAGGAGGUUGUCACAAGAGCCUGCUCUGUCUUCCGCAGCCACCGACCGUUUGAACCAGAUCAACCUACACAUCAACCCGCAAACAAAGAGCUUCACGGUGUCGUUUUCCGAUGACGCUGGCGCCGUAACUGCGGUUCCUGUUGCGGAAACCGCUCCAAAGAAGAAACCUGCGCCGGCGGCACCCAAGAAACAGCCAGAACACACUCAGUUCCGCAUCCCAUCCAAAGAGUUCACCGCGGAGGAGGUCGCAAAGCACAACAAGGCGGACGACUGCUGGGUCAUCGUCAAGAAUGUCGUCAUGGACCUCACAUCCUUCUUGGACAACCACCCUGGUGGUCGGGAGUCUAUUGUGAAGUAUGCGGGCCAGGACGCCACCGAGAGCUUUGACAUGUUGCACGAGGACAACGUCAUUGCGCGGUAUGCGCCGGAAUGUGUGUUGGGCCGUCUUAAGGGUAAAACACCACAGCUCGAGAUUAAGUGA